GAACACGCUGAGCAUCGGUGCGCUCGUGCGUUCAACUCCAGCGACUCUGCUCUCAGUCGGUAACGCUGAAGGGCCGUUAUGUUUACUGAGAGAAACGAGUGUUAAAAGCAGAAAAGAACAGAGAUAAAAACUUUAUCACUACUUUUUAAUACUCAGGCGUGCUUUAUCUGAGAACACAGGAGUUCAGAAGUUUUUGGUCUAAAUCUUCAAACAUGGGAGACGGCUGUGAGCGGAGGCGAUACCGGCUGGCUCUCUACAGCCUUCUGUUGUGUUUGUUCGCCGUGUGUUACCGGAGAGCUGAGGCCGGCUGUGCGGACCGGGAGACCCUCGCCUGCUGCACCGGCAGAAACAACGAGUGUGUGGAGUACACCAGGAGGAAGACGGUGUGUUACUGCGACACGUACUGCGAGAAAACCGGCGACUGCUGUGAGGACUACCGACAAGUGUGUCAAAUCUCCGCAGCUAUAGACUGUGAGGUGGGUCAAUGGGGUGCUUGGUCCCCAUGUUCGUCUGUGUGUGGCGUGGGCACAACAGAGCGGAGCCGUCAGGUGACCACGCCCCCUCGCAACGGAGGCUCGCCUUGUCCCGAUCUCAAGCAGCGCAGAGGCUGCCUCGCACAUAUGGAUGCUUGCAGUGCUGCCAAGGAGGUGGCCAGGAUCUUACCUGACUCAUUCAAACGCAACUUUAAGGACCCCUGGAGACGACCUCACAUGCUUAUAAAAGAGGAGAAGAAGAGUUAUUGUGUGUACAUGCGUGUGAAGCAGGUCAGCGCUGCAUGCAGGUUAAAGCUGUGGAGCACUCAGCUUGUCCGAGAGCGCUCUGUGUGUGUCGAGUGUCAGGGUGAUGCCAUGGCAACUGACAACCGCUGCCGAGGAGAUGGACUGCAGAGCAUCAGAACCUUCUGGGCAGCAGCAUCAGCGCCAGGCUGCUACGGAUCUUGGAUCAGAGAAUCUUCAAACGAGAACUGUCAUUGCCCUCCUUACUCUCUACUGUUUGUUUGAAUAAAACACUUCUUUAAAUUCAGUCUAAGGAGCAUGGCAGCACCCAGUAAGCUAGAAGGGACCUGGAGAGCCUGCUGUUCUGGGAGCUAUGGGAAAAAUAGUUGUCUUCUGCCCCCCUGUACUUUGAUGUGAAUUCACACUUCAGUGCAUAUGUUCUCUUUUACAAUCACACCAGUCACGUUAUAUAAUAUAACCACUCACGACUGCUGGAUAUCCACUUCACUGCAAAAAAGCGCAACUAUUUUCUUCUUACCUCUGAAACUUUACUACCUCCAAAAGGCACCUGCCUUAUCAUCUUACAUCUCUUAUGUGGAUGUCAUGCUACUUGAUCCCUUUUCUAUUUCUGUAUGCAUAGAAAUCAAUCAAUGCAUGAACCUUUUUUGUAUCAUUUGUGUAUAAAUGAGACAAUGUGUUCAGGUUGCGAUUGUUUUUGAAUAUGUGCUUGCACAGUAAGUACUGAUGCAUGUAAAAUCCACACUUUUGUUUUUCAAAGGG
Colossoma macropomum (tambaqui) is the source of this 1496-nucleotide messenger RNA. Its product is annotated as somatomedin-B and thrombospondin type-1 domain-containing protein. Lineage: Eukaryota; Metazoa; Chordata; Actinopteri; Characiformes; Serrasalmidae. The record is from RefSeq and is a predicted model, not a curated record. The coding region runs from base 213 to 1001 and encodes 262 amino acids. The transcript is spliced from 5 exons.